AUGUCUCAAAACGCCGACAAAAGCAAAGAGACAAAUUCUCCGCCAAAACCAAAACGGGGCCGAAAACCAGAGAAUGUUUCCAAAAAUAUGGACUUUACGGGACAGGACCCCGUAAUGAGAGUGCGCAUGGCGCGAAUGUUGCAGAGGCGGAGAGCGACAGAAGAACGCACGGCCAUGGUGAAUAUUGGUGUGGGAAGGCAAGAACUCUCACAGAUGACGACAGACGAGUUACUAAUAUAUGCCCAAAUUAUCAAAGAGACGUUAUCAAAGUACCCCCGUGGAAGUGUAAUAGAUAGAUGA
Molecule: messenger RNA, 300 nt
Organism: Paraglomus occultum
Lineage: Eukaryota; Fungi; Glomeromycota; Glomeromycetes; Paraglomerales; Paraglomeraceae
Source: the annotation of a GenBank genome assembly